AAAAAAUUCUCUCCUCGUUUUGAUGGGCCCACUAUCAUCACGAACAACAUCUUCGCGCUGUUCUGAAGCACUUCUGGUAAAAUGAUGUGCAACUCGAAACUUGAGUUGCGCAAGAUGAGGUGGAGUUUAAGCGCUUUCCUGUGCAGGCGGAUGCGUGUGGAGGAUCUGGAGAUACUGAAUCACUAACGACUUCGACGUUCCAAUUCAUAGCGUGCUACUGUACUCCUGACCAUUGAAAGCCCCUGACCUCAUGAUCUAGGUCCAGUAUAUCAGCCCGGACACCACCCACGGCGGCCGCUGAGCCCUUUCGCCCAUCAAUACACAGAGAAACCAUGGUCAUCGCGCCCACGCCCUCAGUAUACGGCUCUCUUAACCAUUUUAGCCCCGUCGACGAGACGGCACAUAUCGGCACGUCUUUCCCAGAGACCGAUGACGUCCGGUUGAGCGCGUGGCUCGCCGGGGACGACGCUGAUGUGCUCAUCCGCGACCUCGCGCGGCUCGUGUCCCACCGCGGGGUCGUGUUCUUCAAGAACCAAGACAUCACCGUCGAGCAACAGAAGGUGCUCGCCUUAAAGCUCGGGCAGCUGACCGGACGUCCGGCGGAGUCGGGCCUGCACAAGCAUCCCAUCUCGGAGGACACGCCGGAGCUCGGCGCGGACACGUCGAUCAUUUCCUCUGCGGGAGGGAUUGCGCGUGCUGGAUAUGCCCGGAAUGUGAGGGCAAGCGACGGCUGGCACACGGAUAUCACCUUUGAGCCUGUCCCGUCGGACUACGCGAUCUUAAAGAUGCAUACUCUGCCGAAAGUUGGCGGAGACACUCUCUGGGCCAGUGGAUACGAAGCGUAUGACCGCCUUUCACCUGCACUGCAGCGUUUCCUGGAGACGUUGACUGCGGAGCACGAUGGAAACUUCUUCCACGAAGCUUCAAAGGAGCUCAACAUACCCAUCCAGAAAGAUCGUGGUAACCCAGCCAACAACAGUACAGACCUGCGUGCAAUCCAUCCCGUUGCUCGUACUCAUCCGGUCACUGGUUACAAGUCACUCUUCGUGAACAAGGGCUUUACCAAGCGCAUCAUCGAGCUGCACCCUGAAGAGUCCGCAACGCUUCUUGACUAUCUCUUCCGUCAUAUCUCCGAAAACCACGAUCUGCAGGUGCGCUAUAAAUGGGGCGUGAACGACGUUGCUAUCUGGGACAAUCGCGCGACCUUCCACACUGCUACGAACGACUACGCCGACCAUCGCCAGGGGAACCGUGUCGUUGGCAUCGGCGAAAAGCCGUUCUUCGACCCCGCCUCGAAGUCACGUAGGGACGACCUCAAGCUGGCAUCUUAGAUAACCACACAUCGUGGAUUGUACUCGUAUAUUUAAUCUGAUAGCAACAAAUUGAAGUGCACUGGAACUGUUAUACGGGGACAAGGUGCUUGUUACGGAACAGCGAAGGAGUUUGCCGACAUCCAUGUGCGGAACGUCGAUCUCGUGUAGUGACCUGCAGGGCAGCAUUAAACAUCAACGUUCAAUCAUCAUCAAUCCCCGAGUAAAGCAGCCUUGUCUUCCACGACCUUACUCAGUCAAUUGAG
Messenger RNA from Phanerochaete carnosa HHB-10118-sp, 1576 nucleotides. RefSeq lists its product as uncharacterized. NCBI's taxonomy places the organism in Eukaryota, Fungi, Basidiomycota, Agaricomycetes, Polyporales, Phanerochaetaceae. Gene Ontology annotation, cellular component: cytoplasm. Bases 333 to 1331 code for a protein of 332 amino acids. Gene Ontology annotation, molecular function: 2-oxoglutarate-dependent dioxygenase activity. The transcript is spliced from 10 exons. The record is from RefSeq and is a predicted model, not a curated record.